Molecule: messenger RNA, 1380 nt
Organism: Malassezia pachydermatis
Lineage: Eukaryota; Fungi; Basidiomycota; Malasseziomycetes; Malasseziales; Malasseziaceae
Exons: 3
Coding region: 1-1380 (459 amino acids)
Biological process (GO): reciprocal meiotic recombination; meiotic DNA recombinase assembly
Cellular component (GO): Rad51B-Rad51C-Rad51D-XRCC2 complex; replication fork; Rad51C-XRCC3 complex
Molecular function (GO): crossover junction DNA endonuclease activity; four-way junction DNA binding
Source: RefSeq, a predicted model, not a curated record
AUGACGCAUGGCCAGGCUCCGGCGUGGGCGCCCUUACAAGCACUCUGCCCGCCUGCGUCGUCACAGCGUCAGGAUGUACCAAUGAUGCGUCUCUCGCAAAUGCCGAUGCCGUCGCUGGAGCCGACGUCGGAGAUCGAGAUGCCAUCGCCGCCUCUCGUAGGGUCCUCGCAAGCGCAUGAGUUGCCAGAAUACCAAGCAGAUGGACUGCUGGACGAUGCGUACAUGGAUGGCGCCGCGCAGGACGUCGCGCCUAUCGCCAGAGCGCCCCUUCGUUUGCAUUGCGGGAUCGAGCCCCUCGAUGCGUAUGCGGGGCGAUGGCACUAUGGCGGCGCGAAUGCCAGCGUGGAGGCCGCAUGGCUGGCCGAUACCAAGACGGUACCUGGGUUCCCUAUCGGCUCCGCCCUGGAAAUUGUAGGCCCACCUGGCUGUGGCAAGACACUCUGGGCGCUGCAAAUGGCCAUGGCAGAGCGAAUGCAGCAUGUCUGGCACGCCAUGCAGGCCUACGUGGACGAAGUGGGGCCGCCUGGCAGCUUGCAUCGGCCAGCUCAUGUGAUCGACACGCUGAGGCAGGCGUUGGAAUCGGAAGUGGAGCCGUGGAGUGCGCAAGUGGUGCUCGUUGAUACGGAAGGCAGCUUGGCCCUCACGCGCUUGGCCGCCAUGACCAUGCAUCACAUGCCCCACGACGCAGCACAACGCAUGCACAAGUUUGCCGAGGCAGCCGGCCUGCAUGUAACGUCCAGCGACGUCACGGACGCUUUGCGUGUAUGCCUACCGCGCACCAUUUUACGCGGCAUCCAUCUCGUGCGAACGACGACCUUGGGCCAACUUGUGGCUUUCCUCGGGAUGGCCGCGAACAGUGCACGCCUCAAGAUGCCAGGGCUCCCGCCAAGAACCUCACUGCUGAUUGUCGAUACAUUGUCGUUUCUUACCAGCGUACAUUCGCUUCCCGUGCACGCCUCGCGCGAGCAGCGGCGUACGCGAGACGACACCAUCCGGUACAUCGUACGAUGCCUCACGACAUUGCGUGAUAGCCAGCUGCCCGAGCAUGAUCGAAUGUCCGUGGUAGUGACGAUGCAAAUGGCGACGAAACUCAUAAACACGGAGACGGCACGAGAUGCUGCGCUCGUACCGGCGCUCUCUAUUGCGCCUACAUCGUCGAUGCGCCGAGCCCUGGUCGAUGCCUCAGCAGUAGACUGGGGGCCGAGUGUGCUCGGUCAAAGUGCAUGGCGCAUUCUGUUGGGCUAUGAAGGUCUCGGACCCUACAGACGCCUUUCUGUCCAAGCGAAACCUGAUGCGUCAUGGGCCACGGAUACACACGACGACACAUGCCCGCCGCGUGUCAUGAUCGAGCUUCAGACACAUGGGCUCGUGCCUGUAUAA